GAGUCCUGCGACUCUGUUAGAAGGGUGGUGAGGUGAAGGGAGUACAAACACACUUUAAGCCUCUUUAGUCCGGGUGCUGCUGUGGUGAAGAGGAGAGGGGGAAAGGUUUGGCACAAGAGGAACAGCAAGUUUGUUUCAUCCAAACCUCUGAAGAAGAGACAAAAGGGGGCAUGCUGGCUCAUCAGGGGCUCGGUCACAUGACUUUCUCACAGACACCGGGACGUCACUCCUCAUCCUCUCCUCAAAGCGGCUGCAGGAUGUCCGAGGGGGACGUUACAGUGCUGCCCUUUGGACGGGGCUCCCUGGACAUGUCCAAACAGGAGCAGCGCUCGCUGACCAGGCUCUACAGCCAGAACGGAGGAUAUCACCUCAGGGUUCUGCCAGACGGCACCGUGAACGGCGGCAGGCAGGAAAAUGACUCCUAUGACAUCCUGAGGCUGAAGGCGGUGAGCGCCGGAGUCGUGGUCAUCAGGGGCGAGGCGACAGGCAGAUAUCUGGCUAUGGACCCAAACGGAAGCCUUUAUGGAUCACAAACGUUGAAUGACGAAUGUUACUUCCUGGAGAAGUAUGAGGAGAAUCACUACAACACGUACCGCUCUCAGAAGUACGGCUGGUACGUGGCGCUGAAGAGGAGCGGCCAGCCCAAAGCCGGACCGGACACUCACCACGGCCAGAAGGCCAUCUUCUUCCUGCCGCGGUCUGCAGGUGGCGUGUAAACCCAGACGGCAGCGGGAAAUUCAUCCUCGCCGAGACUGUCUUUAUGCACAAGUGUCACGAGGUUACUUCAAAUCAAUACAUGACGGUAAAGCAAACACAUAACACUGAUUCGCACCGGGUACAGCAUGAAUGUUUUUAGAUGACUUUAGGGGGGUUUAAGUAAAACGGGUAAUAUAAUGGCUAGCUUUUCAUACCCCUUGAAUGUUUCACAUUUUGUCACCACAGAUGUGUUUUAUUAGGAUUUUAUGUGACAGGCCAACACAACAUGCUAUAUAAUUAUUUUUCAAAUAAAAAAACUAAAAGUGUGGCACAUAUAACUAAAUAAAAUCCUAUGCAACCAAGAGUGGCAGAAGUGUGGCAGAAGACUAUCACUGCACACCUGAACACAUCGUCCCCACUGUGAAGCAUGGUGGUGGCAGCAUCAUGCUGUGCAGAUGCUUUUCUUCAGGAGCGACAGGAAGGCUGAACCAUGUAUCAUUAACCUUCUAGUUCAGAAUUACAGGACAUGUUGUGUUGGACUAUUACAUUAAACACAAAUCAUAUGUGGUUAUAAUGUGCUAAAAUGUGGAAAAGUUCACGGGGUGUGAAUAUGUACGAAACCCGCUGUAUAUGAUCACCACAUGGAUAUCAGCCAAUAUCCAGAAUGCUCUCUGCUUAUAAGAACAUGUGCUCCAUGAGAAGGUAUGUGAGGCCUCGGUGGACGUCAGCCUUGAUAAAUGUGUGUUCACUUUGAGCCCCGGUUUGAAAUACCACCGCUGUGAGGAAGCAACAGGAGCUUUUAUGCCGGUAUAGUCCCACAGUCGGACACGUUGAGCACAGGCAGCUCUCAGUGGAGGACAAAGCCCCAUGUUACAGGACGAGAACCCCACCAUCAACAGGUUUUAAUAUAUGUAUCAUGAAGAUGAUAAGAAAAGCUGUUUAAUUUCUGUUUAUAUCCUUCCAUGGCAACAAACAUGGUUCAUGUGACCAAAUGAACUGACAUCCAAGCUGAAACGUGCAAAACUCUUGAAAGGUUCUGCUGUGCAGAGAAACUCCAUCACAUCUGAUUCCAGUGCAUUCUGGCUGCUCCCUCAUGCUGUCGCCACAGUGGAUCAUGUGUGAUUUGGCUCAAGUUUUAAGGCAGACACACAACUUUUUUUGCAUUUUACAACUAUGUGAUGCAGCCUGAGCAUUCUGGGGGUCGAGGGCUCUGCUACUGCGAGUCUUAUUCUUUAUAACAUGUGUCAGAUGUAAAGACUUUUAAUCAAAGCAGUUGUAUUUUUAAGAGAAUGUUUUGCAUUUUCUAGACGAAAAGGUGAAUCAUUUCGUUGUAUUUACUCAGAAUGUUGUAAAGGGUCAAGUGUGAUUUCCUUUUCCAACAAUACAGUUUCAUCAUCCAGCUAAAGCCUUGUUUCGAUCUGUCUGUCACAUUAAAACCAGUCAAAUUAGCAUGUGAAUAUUUAUUCUGAAGGUUUCAUCCACAAUAAAAUGUAAUCGUACUUAAUAUUGUUUAAAAAUAUAGUGAAGGAGAAAAAAGGCUAAAAGUCACCUUUUCAUGGAGUAAUACAUAUUGUAUAUAUUUUUAAAUUAUUGAUAUGAAUACGAAAUGAAUGUUAAGUGAAUAUAUUUUGUAAUGGAUCAAUAAAAUAAUAAAUGGGAUGCAUAUUCCACUAUG
Molecule: messenger RNA, 2371 nt
Organism: Salarias fasciatus (jewelled blenny)
Lineage: Eukaryota; Metazoa; Chordata; Actinopteri; Blenniiformes; Blenniidae
Product: putative fibroblast growth factor 1
Exons: 4
Coding region: 171-716 (181 amino acids)
Molecular function (GO): growth factor activity
Source: RefSeq, a predicted model, not a curated record